GAAACGUGAAGGGAACACAUUGUCUUCAAGGCCAAUAUUUCUCAGGACUAAAAUAUAAAUGGAUUGGAAGUUUCUUGAAGAUCUUCUCAGUGGAGUCAACAAGUACUCCACUGCAUUUGGACGGAUCUGGCUGUCCGUGGUCUUCGUCUUCCGCGUGCUCGUCUUCGUGGUGGCGGCGGAGAGAGUAUGGAGCGAUGACCAGGGACAUUUCGACUGCAAUACGCGCCAGCCCGGUUGCACCAACAUCUGCUACGACUACUACUUCCCCAUCUCUCACGUCCGCUUAUGGGCCCUCCAACUCAUUUUCGUCACCUGCCCAACCUUCUUGGUCGUACUCCACGUGGCGUACAGAGAAGAGCGAGAACGCAAAUACAGAGUCAAGCACGGUGAAGAUACACGACUUUACGAUAACCCGGGACAGAAGCACGGUGGCCUGUGGUGGACAUACUUAAUGAGUUUGUUCAUAAAGACUGCAUUUGAGGUCACAUUUCUUUACACGCUUCACUACAUCUACAAUACGUUCAGAGUGCCACGGAAAGUCCAAUGUGAUGUGAGCCCAUGUCCCAACCUGGUGGAUUGUUAUAUAGCUCGGCCUACGGAGAAGACGGUGUUCACGUAUUUCAUGGUGGGCGCAUCCGUAGUGUGUAUCAUUCUAAAUGUUUGUGAGAUUUUCUACUUGAUUGCGGCGCGUGCAGUGACCAUGAAGCAAAGAGGGAGUGUCCAUACCAAGUGUGACAAGAUUUUGGAUUAAGAUGGCCACUACUUAAAGACUCCAGUACACGAAUUGAAGACAAAUGUUGAUUUUUGAAUAUAUAUAUAUUUUUUUUCUUUUCAUGUUAACACAUUUUAUAAGCCUGUAUUAUUUAAAAAAAAAUCUUGAUCUUUUAGACAUGUUGUAGUCUAAUGAAUGUAUUGAUGAAUAUGCCAGAAUUUGAAACUGUGGCUGUCCCCCAUUUUCAUAUUAUAAUCAGGUUUUCUUUGCAUAAUAACAACACUUACAAUGUCCAUAUUUUGUAGUUUGAUUUUGAUAAAUGUUCA
Molecule: messenger RNA, 1038 nt
Organism: Boleophthalmus pectinirostris (great blue-spotted mudskipper)
Lineage: Eukaryota; Metazoa; Chordata; Actinopteri; Gobiiformes; Gobiidae
Product: gap junction beta-3 protein-like
Exons: 2
Coding region: 59-751 (230 amino acids)
Biological process (GO): cell communication
Cellular component (GO): connexin complex
Source: RefSeq, a predicted model, not a curated record